Messenger RNA from Arctia plantaginis, 2508 nucleotides. The record is from the annotation of a GenBank genome assembly. Lineage: Eukaryota; Metazoa; Arthropoda; Insecta; Lepidoptera; Erebidae.
AUGGAUUUAUCUUCAAGUAAUCUCACUGGACUACUUCAAAAACUGUGUUCGGCAUUGUCACUAGAUCCAGAUGGUGCAUAUGAGCUGGCUGUAUCAUAUCUCUCUUCUAUGGGUGAGAAAACUCGAAGCAUUCAAGAUGAAAGACUUUUAUGUCAGAAAAUUCAGUCGAAACUGGCCUCUGUAUCUGCACAAGAUGUUGAAAAGUUCAAUGAAUGUUACUCUAAAUUAAAAACCUCUUUUAUUUUGAAGCAGAGAGUGUCAGUGCUGGGUUUACUGCUGGCUCUGUCAGAGAUGCCUCAGCAUUCCGAGUCUACACAACAACUUUUUCCAAUACCUGCUCUCAAUAUUACUAGAUCAAGCAUUGGUAUUGGCGGCCAAGACUCAAGUUCUAGUAAGAGUACUAUUGGGUCAAUAAGCUGGGGCAGCCACUUGGUGAAACAGCGGGGCUCUAAUCAGAGCCUACCAUCUAACAAUAGUAAUAUGGUUGUAGCACUUCAACGGACUGAUCGAGCUAAUGAACGAACAUGUGUGCGCGAGGCGGUUCUGGCGGCAACGGGAGUGCGAACGCGUGCUUCUGUGACCUGCCCACGCCCGCACAGUAUAUUACGCGCACGCAUUGCUCAUCUUGGAUUCUUGCAUGACCGACUCAAAGAAUUCAUUGAUCCCUCUUCGGGACUCAUGCCACAAGGUUUAAUGGGCGAAGGACUUGUGGCGUCCAUUAGAGAUGAACUUACAGAGUAUUAUCGAAGUGUUGCUCUUCUACAAUCCCAGGCGUGUGACAGCGAUGGCGGUGGUGGCGGCACUCUGCGGCGAGUGUGCGUGUGGGCGCAGGAACCCCUACACCGCCUUACUUGGCUUGCCAACAUCGCGCACGCCGCUCAUCAUAAGAAAGGUGGAGAGCUCGCAUCUUGCGUUCACAAAUUCGUCCGUCAUGGCGAUGAGCGAGUAGCAACAUUAGCGAGGAGGUUACUCACCGCGCUCACGUACCCACUACUACUUAUGCUAACGCGGUGGCUGUUACACGGAGAAAUUGAUGACCGAUUUAAUGAGUUCUUCAUAGAAAGUCGGAGUGGUGUUCCUAUCGACAGAAUGUGGCACGACAAAUAUAGAGUGCGGGAGUGGAUGGUGCCGUCAUUCAUGUCUCGCGAGCAAGCGGCGCAAAUCUUGGCCACCGGCAAGAGUGUAGUGUUCAUGCGUGAGGCGUGUCAGGACGAGCCCGGCCAGUACGACGCGCCGCCCAGCGACCACGCCCACUAUCUGCAAGCGCUUCUCAAGCCGCAGUCUGAUGAAUACACGGAAGGUUUAGCAUGGUGGGAGGCUUCAGGACUGCGUGAAGGUGUAGCGGGGGCACACGCAGCCGCAUCGGCACGUCUGUUGGCUGCGCUCACCGAGCACCACCACCUAUUGGACCAUCUAGCCGCACACAGGAGAUACUUGUUACUUUCGCAAGGAGACUUUGUGCACCAUCUCAUGACGUUACUGCGGGAUGAGCUAAACAAAUCGGCGUCAUCGCUAUACGUACACAACCUAUCGUGCACGCUGGAGGCGGCCGUGCGUGCCACGAACGCUCAGUUCGAACCGCCGCACGUCCUGGCACGACUACACGUCAAUCUGUACCCUAACUGUGAUGGUCGCGAAGACUGUGGUUGGGAUGUGUUCGCACUUCAAUACCGGGUAGAUGGCCCCCUCGGCACGCUGUUCCCGGCAACGUGCGCGGCGCGGUACCGAGCGCUCUUCACACAGCUCUGGCGUGUUAAACGUAUCGAGUACGGGUUGCACGAUGCUUGGCGCGAACACACCAUUUUGCAAAAAAAAUUAAAGUAUAUGCCAGAGGUAUGGGGCCUAAUGCGUCGUGUUUCAUGUCUGCGAUUGGAGGCUCUUCGAUUGUGCGGUGCUUUACAAGAAGCGGGUGGAGUUGGCGCCGAGCCCGCGUGGAGGCAGCUGCUCGCCGCGGCGGCCGCACGCGCCGACCUCGACACGCUACUAAGGCUGCACCACAACGCGCUCGACCGACAUUCCAUACACGCCAUGAUACACCACACCACGCAGGAGCUCCAAUCAUACCUGGGGAACGUGUUAAAUGAGACUUUGGCGUUGCGUAGCUUCGAAUCUAUGCUACACGCCGGCAUCAAUGCUGAGCUCGAACGAAGAGAUAACAUUGAACGGUUGAAAGCUGAGAGAGUAGCGCGGGGAGAGUACGCAUUCACGGCUGCUGAUGAAUCUGUAGAUAAAGAAAAACGCAAAAUUUUCCAUCAGUUCCUAGCGAGUCGGAAAGCUGACUUGAAUGUUUGGGCACGCACAUACAGGGGACACGUCACAACGUUAAUACUCAAGCUAGCUCUCCAUGCGGAAGUUUCGCUGCAAACUUUAGCUUUCCGACUCGAUUACAGCGACUUUUACAAGCGAGGCGACGCUAAGCUACACGAGCCGCUCACCUACCAGCACAAAAGACUCAGCGAGAUAGGGGUCCACCUCGGCCAGAGUAAAGAUCGCUUGAAGAGGAAAUGA